This is a messenger RNA of Oppia nitens, 1180 nucleotides long. Its product is annotated as lysoplasmalogenase-like protein TMEM86A. Gene Ontology annotation, cellular component: membrane. NCBI's taxonomy places the organism in Eukaryota, Metazoa, Arthropoda, Arachnida, Sarcoptiformes, Oppiidae. The record is from RefSeq and is a predicted model, not a curated record. The transcript has 4 exons. The coding region runs from base 254 to 1048 and encodes 264 amino acids.
UGGAAAUGUUUGUCAAAGUGGACACAAAACAGAUAUGAUAUUUAAGACAAUAUUAAUACUAAAACUUUAGAUAAAAAUACCAGUCAUUGAAUCCAAUCAUUUGUCAAUCAAUCAGUCAAUCAAUCAAUUGUUGGUCAUUUGAAUCACUUAUUAUAACAUCUUUGAUGACAUAUGAAGAUAAUGAACGAAAAGUCAUAUGAUUUGAAAAUAAUUGAAAUAAUGUAAUGACUGAACAAAAAGUGAUACUUUAAUAAUGACAGACAAGAAAACAAUACAUAUGAAAGAAGACUUUAUCGAUCACUGGACGAGUCCAACACUUGUGGUGCGAUCAAUUGGUCCCAAAUUGGUGCCAUUCUUCAAGACAGUUGCCAUAUAUUUGGUUUUAGCCGAUCGCGAGAGUCCUUCAUGGCUGACGUGUCUAUUGAAAUGUCUACCUAUUAUAUGGCUCUGUAUUUUUGUGAUACUUCAUGGCAUGAGUUUAGGUGAAGAACAUGUUUACUCUCGAAGAAUACUAAUAGGUUUAGUACUGUCUUGUAUUGGCGAUGCGCUACUUGUUUGGCCACAAUGUUUCAUAUGGGGAAUGUUGAGCUUUGCACUGGCUCACAUCUCAUAUAUAAUUGCUUUUGGUUUCUAUCCGUUUAAUGUAAACUCUGGAGUUAUUUUUGGUUUGAUUGGAGCAAUGGUUCACUAUAUAAUGUAUCCAAAACUUAUUGGUACAGUAUUUAGUAUAGCGGUUCCCGUUUAUAAUGUUUUGUUGUUAACAAUGGUUUGGAGAGCAGUGGCCAGAGUGGAGGGUUUUUUUCAAGACCUAUGGACGUGGACUAAGUUGUGCUCAUGUUUUGGCGGUAUUUUGUUUGCCAUUUCUGAUACAUUGCUUGGUCUGAGAGAGUUCGGGCUAAUUACACAUAUGAUGACUGGUGCUCAAUGGCAACUAUUGGUGAUGUCCACCUACUAUUCGGCUCAGUUCGGUAUUGCGCUAUCAGUUGUUGACAGGAGUGCAAUGGCAGCACUCAGUGCUACCACUGAUUCUCACUUAAGAUUCACUUAAAAAAUCAUUAUAAAUGAAGUACAAACUGUGUUAUAGUUUUGAAACUACCGGUAAUUGAAAGUUCUUAAGGAAAGACAUUCCAAAGUCAUGUAUUGUCUCACUAUUUGGUCAUUCCUUCAUUCGGUAUAUUUG